Messenger RNA from Spinacia oleracea (spinach), 2663 nucleotides. Its product is annotated as serine/threonine-protein kinase 1. The record is from RefSeq and is a predicted model, not a curated record. Bases 87 to 2594 code for a protein of 835 amino acids. Gene Ontology annotation, molecular function: protein serine/threonine kinase activity; ATP binding. Gene Ontology annotation, biological process: protein phosphorylation; intracellular signal transduction. Lineage: Eukaryota; Viridiplantae; Streptophyta; Magnoliopsida; Caryophyllales; Amaranthaceae. Gene Ontology annotation, cellular component: cytoplasm. The transcript is spliced from 18 exons.
CAAACUAACGGGGUAAAAAUGUCAUUAGAAAAAACAGUUGAUACACUCUCUGCUCUCUUCUUUCCCCCUUCUCUCUCCGGUAAACCAUGAAUUUCUCCCCUCGCCGUGGCCGGAAACCCCCCACACCAACAGUUCCGGCGAAACCUUCCGACAGCAUAUACUCCACCUUCGGAUACAACGACACCGAUGCCGUCGAGCAACUCUCCGGCGAUGACAUCGACGACGACUCUCUCCCUCCUCUCCUCAAGCGCCUUCCUAAGGACUUCGGCGGCGCCGGAUCCUUCGAUUUCGACGCCGAAACUUCGGACGAUAUUUCCGGCACUUUUAUCAUCAAGCCUGAUCAGCGUCAUCAUCGUUCAACUUCACCUCCAGAAGCUCCUCAUUCUGUGAGAAGAUCUCGUAAUCCUGUUUUUUCAUCUUCGUCUAAACCUAAAUUCAGUUCUAGGACAGUCGAAUUGAAUGAUGACGACGACGAUGAUGAUAAUGGCGAUUUUGGUACUUUUGUGGUGAAAAAGGGGAGAGAUGAUGAUUAUGAUGAUGAUGAGGAGGAGGAAGAGGAGGAUGAGGAUGAGGAAGGAGGAGAGUUCCAAACUUUUGUGGUGCAAAAGACGGCGAAAAAGAGGAGGGAGAAAGAGAGUGAGGAUGUUUCUGGAACCAUGGUGAGGAAGACUAGUGGUGGUGAUGAUGGUUCCUCAAUGAGUAGAGCGGUUGCGAGUAUGAAGGCAGCAGGAGAGUUAGGGUUUGGCGGGAGGAAUAAGAGGAGUGCUGGUGCUGGUUCGGGCCAGUCGGAGGAUAUUACUGGUCAAAUGAGGCAGUUGCAAAGUAAAAUGUCUUCGAGUUCCAUUCCUGAUUGUAUUGCUAGGGAAGAUCCUUGCACAAAGUAUGAGUUGCUUCAUGAAUUAGGGAAAGGUUCGUAUGGGGCUGUUUAUAAAGCUAGAGAUUUGAAGACUUCAGAGUUAGUUGCGAUUAAAGUUAUAUCAUUGAGUGAAGGGGAGGAGGGUUACGAGGAGAUACGCGGUGAGAUUGAAAUGUUACAGCAGUGUAGUCAUCCAAAUGUCGUUCGAUACCUUGGUAGCUACCAAGGAGAAGAGUAUCUCUGGAUAGUGAUGGAGUACUGUGGGGGCGGAAGUGUUGCUGAUUUGAUGAAUGUUACUGAAGACCCUUUAUGUGAAAUUCAAAUUGCCUACAUUUGUAGGGAGGCAUUAAAGGGUUUAGCUUAUUUGCAUUCAAUCUUCAAGGUUCACCGAGAUAUUAAGGGUGGUAAUAUAUUACUGACAGAACAAGGAGAGGUGAAGUUGGGUGAUUUUGGUGUGGCAGCACAGCUGACAAGAACCAUGUCUAAGCGCAAUACGUUCAUUGGUACUCCACAUUGGAUGGCUCCGGAAGUUAUUCAAGAAAGUCGAUACGAUGGAAAGGUGGAUGUCUGGGCUCUUGGAGUAUCUGCUAUAGAGAUGGCAGAGGGACUUCCUCCCAGAUCAGACGUGCAUCCAAUGCGGGUUCUGUUCAUGAUAUCUAUUGAGCCUGCUCCAAUGCUUGAGGAUAAAGAAAAAUGGUCUCUAAUAUUUCAUGAUUUCGUGGCUAAAUGUCUAACCAAGGAACCCCGUCUGCGUCCGACUGCACCUGAAAUGCUGAAGCAUAAAUUCAUUGAUAGAUGCAAAGGAGGAGCUUUUGCAAUGUUGCCAAAGAUUGAGAAGUCUAGACAAAUCAGGGAAUCCAUGGUACUUCAAGCGCAAAGUCUUACUGAUGGAACCUUGUUGGCAGGGCAGAUGGAGGUGCAAAAAGUGAAUCACGACUUUGGUGACACAGUUCCGUCAAAGCCUAUCAACGUUGCGCUGACGAAUAAAAAUGAGAUAUCCAAGGUUGCGGGGUCAGCAAAGGAGCAAGCUCUUCAGGAUGAGGAACUGGAUGGAGAAGGUGAUUUUGGGACUUUUGUAGUCCAUGGGGGGAAUGAAGAGAAGACAUCUUCAUCAUUUUAUGGGAGUCCUGAAGUUUCCUCACUGAGUGUUAAAGCAGAUAUAUUAACUGAUCUAAGGGGGGAUAAAGUAUUUACUAAUGAUGCAACAAAUAUGCAUGCGAAAGAAUUCAUUGCUGUUAGUGGAUUCAAUCGAGAAACCAUCGCAUCAACCGUGCCUGUAAGGAACCUUAUGGCAAACAAAACAUCUAAGAGUGAAACUGUUAGUCGCAAAACCUUUUCAGCGCAAGACAAGCUUUGGUCGAUCUAUGCAGCCGGAAAUACAGUGCCUAUUCCUUUUUUGAGGGCAACUGAUAUAUCACCAAUUGCACUCUUAUCUGAUAAUUUAUUUGGAGGCAAGCAAAAAGAAAAUAGUGGCACGGUGGCUGCGGAAGCAUUGCAAGAACUUUUUGCUGGAGAUGCUCAGUCAAAGAAGAGGAGGGGACAAAAUGAGCCGAUGGCCCUUCCUCCAAGUGUUUAUCAGAGACUUACCUCUAGUCCCACCCUUAUGAAUUUGGCUCAAGCUCUGGCUUAUCACAAAAUGUGCUAUGAAGAGAUGCCACUUCAAGAUCUGCAAGUAGCGCAAGAACAACAGACUAUUCAAAAUUUAAGUGAUACUCUGAGAACCAUUCUGCGCCUUUAGGCUUUUGUACCACACUGUGAUUCUUUUAUUGUGUGUUUUUCUGUCAAAAGAAAAGUUGUGUUUUCUGUC